Molecule: messenger RNA, 529 nt
Organism: Arachis ipaensis
Lineage: Eukaryota; Viridiplantae; Streptophyta; Magnoliopsida; Fabales; Fabaceae
Source: RefSeq, a predicted model, not a curated record
GAAAGAAGAGAAACAAGGGCUACUGCUUGUUCUGCUUGUGCUGGAACUGCUUGUUCUGCUUGUUCUGGUUCAGUGAAAAUUCAUGGUUACUUCCAGUUUCACGAACUUUGUUGUGCUCCUGGGUGGAAAAACAAAAUCUUGUGACCCAGAGGCAAGAAGCACGAACAGAGGCGAAUGGAAAGCAAAAGAACCGGAAGCCCACACCUAUGACGGCGAGUCGGCGACGGUGAAAUCAAAGGAUGACGACGGCGAACGAGAAGGAGAAGACCAAAGGCAGAAGAAGAGAAACGCUGAAACAGAGGUGAAGCCGGUUGAAGGAGACCACACGGUGCCGCCGUGCCGGUGCCAGUUGCCUGCUCCGGUGCCGGCUGCGGCAGAGACUACACGAUUGAAGGAGAAGAGCCGAAGGAGAAGACAACUGGAUUUGCGCGUGUGUGGUGCAAGGUUCUGAGAACCAGACCGGUCAUCAAACCGCUCUAGUUACUGGUUCAUUGGUUUACUGGUCCAACCGGUCUAACCGUGGUUCAAC